Molecule: messenger RNA, 369 nt
Organism: Orycteropus afer afer
Lineage: Eukaryota; Metazoa; Chordata; Mammalia; Tubulidentata; Orycteropodidae
Gene: LITAFD
Product: LITAF domain containing
Exons: 4
Coding region: 1-369 (122 amino acids)
Biological process (GO): regulation of cytokine production
Molecular function (GO): zinc ion binding
Source: RefSeq, a predicted model, not a curated record
AUGGCACCAACAUGGAACUCUCCCCAAGGGCCUUUUCCGAAUCCUGAAAAAGCCUACCAGAGGAUGCAAGGCCCGCCGCCCUUUUACGUACCACGCCCCGAGCCCGACCACUCAGUCAUGGUCCCCAGGUUCCCCAGAGGAAGCUCGGACACCCCACUGCGAAUGGUAUGUCCAUUCUGUAGGAACGCCAUCGUCACAGUCACCAGGCGGGUCCCAGGACUCCUCGUCUGGCUAAUGUGCUCCGGCCUCACCCUGUUUGGGUGUGUGCUGGGCUGUUGCCUCAUCCCGUUCUGCAUGGAGGGCCUGAUGGACGUGCAGCACUCCUGCCCCGUGUGCCACCGCGAUCUCUUCCGCUACCGGCACCUGUGA